CUCUGACGAAGAGAGGUCUGCCUCGACUUGCUUGGACGACAUGAAGCUGCCAGCUGGGGCUUCUGGUACCAUGCAGCUGAAAGCUGCUACAAACACCGAAUUUAAUGUCCCUCCCCCCGAAGCAAUUGCAUUUGCACUCGCUCUAGUGAAGUCAACGCCUGCCCACAUGUCUACAAGGGAAUACGCUAUCGAGUUACGUCAGCACUUGAGAGGGAACGAGCGAAGUCAAUAUCUUGACCUUACUAGCUUUUGGCAAAAGCGUUGUAGUGAGCUCACGAGAGAGAACGAACAGCUCAGGACCCAAAACGCUAUGUUUAAACGUGCAAAUCAGCUUCACGAGGACCAACUUGGGGAUGGAGAAGUUAUGACGGAUCAGAUGACUACAGUCAAUUCAACAAAACGCACGAGAGGCGCAACAAAAGCACCUAAACCGACCCCUAAAAAAGCAACACAACAAACAGAGGUCAGCGCAGAAGUGACACUAGAGGAUGACCUCGAUCUCGUAGAAGGUCUUGAAGAUGGCUUGUUAGUCAUGGAGCAUGCAUGGACAUUCCAGAGGCUACUUCGACAACCAGACCCAGACCCUGUAGCAAUCUGCUCUAGCUUGGUCGGUAUUGCUUCUUCCUUGGGUCUUGUCGUGCGAAAUCUAGCGAAGAGUUGCUCCCGCCCGAUAAAUCGUAGCUGGCAAAAGCCUGGUCUGCCUACCCUGGCCGAAGAUAGAUCCGAAUGCGCUCGCGUGCUUGGAGCAUGUGGACGAAUAUUCGGAAUGCUACUCACUGGCCUUGAACGUCUCAACGAUGACAGCUCUGGGAAACAUCUCCCCGACAGGGUCAUCUUUGAAUGUGUCAACAUGUUUUCAGUGGCUCUUAGUGCUAUCGAGUCCUCCGCCCGUCAGUCAGCCGUAAAGACUACUCAGACCAAAGCAGAUGAUGCUAGAGAAUCGCUUUCGGGUCGGCUGAUUGCUCAUUAUCUGACUGGACUCAUGGGUUUUCUUGGGCAGGAUAACGUACUUCACCAAAAGCUGUUUGACGGUUUCACUUUCACUCUGUUGGAGAGGGUUAGUAAACAGCUCUACUACUGCGUCUUUGGCCAGCAUCGCAGCACCACCGUUGCCGAAGAUAUCACAAUACCACUCGUACCUAAAGGAAAUAGCACUCAGCAAAAUGCAGAAUCUGUGGCAGCUCAUUUCGAGAUGAAGGCCCUAGUCGUUAUCCUUGAGCGAGCCUUGAGCCGUGCACCAGCUCAUAUGAACCCUCAGGCUGUUAAUCGGGGACAGUCUGUUGGUGUACGUACUCCCGCGCGUAGCCGAGCUUUGAGUAUGGUCAAUCUUCCAAGCAAGGGUCGCCUGAGUCCCAUCGCCAAGGACCGACUUCAACGGACACUUGUUACCUGCAUGUACGGAGACAAGAUUGAUGAUGAUUUCAUGGACUUGCUCUCUGCCCCCGUUGAUCUGGGGACCAUUCCAAACAUGCCGAAGAUUACCGAUCAAUCGGUUGAAGAGUGGUAUCAAGAGCAAGUAUGGAGGCUAGUGGGUUGGGAUAUCAUGGCCCAAGAGAGCUUGUGGUUGAAAUGCGAUACUAGAAGCCAAAGGACAUAG
Periconia digitata is the source of this 1597-nucleotide messenger RNA. The record is from the annotation of a GenBank genome assembly. Lineage: Eukaryota; Fungi; Ascomycota; Dothideomycetes; Pleosporales; Periconiaceae.